Pygocentrus nattereri (red-bellied piranha) is the source of this 3140-nucleotide messenger RNA. RefSeq names its product zinc finger, FYVE domain containing 21 (gene zfyve21). NCBI's taxonomy places the organism in Eukaryota, Metazoa, Chordata, Actinopteri, Characiformes, Serrasalmidae. The transcript is spliced from 8 exons. Gene Ontology annotation, molecular function: metal ion binding. The coding region runs from base 60 to 794 and encodes 244 amino acids. The record is from RefSeq and is a predicted model, not a curated record.
AAAAAAUAAAAACACAAAACACUCCACGGCGAUAGACAGACAGAUAGUUUGAUGGGAAAAUGUCAGCGGUGCCUGAUGGCAAGAAGCUGGUCCGAAGCCCGAGCGGACUCCGCAUGGUACCGGAGAACGGAGCGUUCAACAGCCCUUUUUCGCUAGACGAGCCUCAGUGGGUUCCGGAUAAAGAGUGUCCCAGAUGUAUGCAGUGUGACACAAAGUUUGACUUCAUCACCAGAAAACAUCACUGUCGGCGCUGUGGCCGGUGUUUCUGUGAUAAAUGUUGCAGUAAGAAGGUGGCCUUGCCGAGGAUGUGUUUCGUGGACCCAGUGAGGCAAUGCGGGGAAUGCAGCCUCAUCUCUCAGAAGGAGGUCGAGUUCUAUGAUAAGCAGCUCAAAGUGCUCACUGCCGGUGGCACGUUCCUGGUGACAGUAGGCUCCUCGGAGAAAUCGGAGACGAUGGCAUGCCGUUUGUCAAACAACCACAGAUAUCUGUUCCUGGAUGGAGAGAGCCAUUUUGAGGUGGAGCUGUCAAGAAUCUCCUCUAUGCAAGUGCUGACAGAGGGAUCGACACCGGGAGAGAAAGAUAUUCAUACUUACACCACUCUGCUGGACAGUGAUUAUAUAUCUGAAGGUGGUCUGUCUCGUGCCACUGGCAUGCUGCUGCAGUACAAGCCCCCCGGCUCUCAGGACGCCCAGCAGCUUCGCAUGGAGGCCGCCGAUGACAAAAGGAUCGCCUCGGCCUGGCUAGCAGCCAUGCACAAGGCUGCCAAGUUGCUGUACGAGUCAAGGGACCAGUAAAAUAACUGAGAUGAAGGCCCAGUGCAAAAGAGAGAGUGAGAGUGAACAGAUAGAAGACAGCACGCAAACCUACGUGUGCAUUUUAUGUUAAAGUCUCACAUGUAUUCUGAGCUGCCUACAUGCUUUCUAUUGGAAUUCUCUGCUUUCUGCUCCCUGUUUAGAUGGACUGGAUUGGUCGCAUAACCUGUCCAUCUCUCCAAAAGGGAGGACCAAGUUAAUCACUGAUCCUAGUGCAAUAUAUAUACAUGCACAUAUUCUGCAGUUAAUAUGAUCAAGUGUAUUCUGGCAAAGUGAAUUUCUUUUCUAAAACAAAAAAAAAACAACCAAAAAAAAACCUGUCAGAUAUUCCUAUUUUAACACAUAAAUGCUGUGUAUCUACUUUUUACUGCCGAUAUAUUCACAAAAGUUUUGUAACUCUUUGUACAUUUUUUUGCCCCUUACACUACAAUAAGCAGUUAAUGUGAAUGUCAGAUCAGUUGCAUAAGUGAAAAGAAUCCUCUUUUUAAUUGAGCUGCAGUUGUGCUGUGACUGACUCAACCAAGUAUCCAUUUCUCUUUUCUCCAUUAUGCAACACUGAAGUUCAGUUAGAGAUGGCACAUUACCACUUUUCCUUUGACCGAUACCUGAUACCUAUCGUAAGCUUUAAAAUGAGCUAUUUUUAAAUGAAGCACUUCACUUAAAAGUAGGCUAUUCACUUAAAGGGCCCGUGUCACGCAAAAACAUAGCUUCCUCACUUUUCUAAAAUAACAGAGUUUGAUAUAAUGCAUAAACAUUGCUAAAGUUCAUUCACCAGUCCAUACAUGGAAACCAAGCUGUUAAACAGCCUGUUUUGAAUUUCUCAUUUCUGUGAUGUCACAAAAAUGAAUAAAUUUACUUAUCAUCCUUUUAGCCUACAGAAGUUUUGCCCUGCCCAGUAAUGCUGAAGUUAUAAACAUUGCUUUAGCCUGGCCACUAUGCCCUUUAUCACCCAGUGAAGUGUUUCAGCUGAUAUUUGUUACAGGAUUGAAACACAUUUAUUCUUUCUUCCCUCUGGUGGCUGAUCCAGAUUUUCUGCUGACGUCAGCAUAAUACCAAUACCUGAUAUCAGAUCAGUGUCAUCUCUACUUGUAAUAUAUACAUUUCAGAAGUUUGGAAUCAAUGUUUUCCGAUAAUUUCUUUGCACAUGUAUGAUAUCAUAGUACUAUGUUAGUCGUCUGCAGUUUCUCAGCUUUCUUAUAUUUAUUGAGACACUAAGAAGCAGAAAAUGAACGUGCAGAAAUGUUAGAAGUGACCGGGAUGAGGAGAGAUUAUUCUAAAAUGAUUGUGAAAGCAUUGAGGAAGUUGUGAUAAAGUUGAAAUUCAUUCAUAUUUCAGAAGUGGAGAUCAAACCUCAGGGCAAAUUAUUUAUGAUUGAAUAACUUCAAAUUCACAAAAUUCUUAAUGAUCCAAUAAUUUCAGAAAUCAGAUUUUGUCAGUAAUGGGAUCAACACGUUUAUAUGCACUUGAGUAAUCAGAUAAUGAGGAAACUCCAGGUCUACGCGAGUCAGACAGUAAUCUGAUUUCUGCUUUGCAAACAGACAACAAACUCACAGACGAAGACGUGACGUAAACUCAAUCUUUGGGCUGCAGCUUUCGAAACAAAAAACAAAAUUGCGCCACUUUACCUCAACAUAUAAACAAACAUCUAGAAGAUGAAGAUCUAGAUUUGCACUCAGUUUUCACACAUGCACGGCUGAGAAAUCUGGAAGAAAUCAGAGUAAGAGAAAUCUGAGGAAUCUGAUUGCUGAGCUAAAAUCCAGCCUCUUUAUCAGUUUUCUUGAUCAGAGUAUGGUUAUUGAGUGCAGGCACACAUACUCUUUGUCCAAAAAGUUCUGUGUUGUGGUAUUUAAAAUAAAUAGUAAAUAUGACAGAUGAUUCCAAACUUUUGAACGGUGGUGUAUAUUAGUUAUAAUAGAUCUUUGUUCUCUUAUUCUGCAGUUUCUGUUGCACAGAGUGCUGGACUUGGGAGCAAACCCCCCCCCCCCCCCCCCCACCAAAGUUAAGCAAGUAACUUUCUAAACACAUUCUGAAAACAUGAUUUUGGUUCAGUGGGCUAAAGUUUGUGGACGUUUUAGCUGGCCAGGCCUUAUCGUUAUAGAGUAGUGUUCUGACAGUUGCUCGUGCUGCAUUGUGAAAUUUCCACACAAGGCUUCCUUGUGAGUCCACGGUCAGUAUUUCAGAGGAAACUCUGAGUCAAUUCCGUUUUCUUCCCUGAGAAAAACUGUCCUCCAGCAAUUUUUGUACCUGUUUACACAUGUAUGUACGUGCAUGUUAUUUUUUUUGACAGUAUCUUCUAAAGCUGAUUAAAUCAGUUCUUUGUACCCUGUA